AUGUCGAUUUAAAUUUACUUUAAAGUGAGAUGUGAAACUUAAUUUAAACAACAAGUAUAUAUUGUUGGUGAUAAAUAAAUAAUGGGAGCUUGGAAUCCAUUAGAGGGGAUUAGGCUUGAUACAAAUAGUGAUAUUUACCCACUGUGGAUAGGAACUCUAAUAGCAGAUUUAGAACCAAGUAAGUGACCUUAAUAAUCAAAGAUUAGCUGAUCAAAUUUAAAGCAGUGAUUGUAGAAUCUGAAAAAAUAAUAUGGGAAACUAUUGAAAAUAGAGUAGUAUAAGUGUUGUACUAAUAUUAAACAGUAUUAUUUACAUUCGACUCAAGUCCUUUAAAAAUGUUAAAAAUUAAAUCCUUUUUUGAUUGUGAUCAAGAUUCUGACGUAGAAACUUCCAAUUUUAGUAUCGAUUGUUCACUAUAGUAUUAGGUUGCGCUAGAAGAAGAUAAUUAAAGAAUGUUGUUAGCCCUUUAGAAUUUGAUUAUUUGAGCUCAGUAUUUAUUUAAAAGACUUUUUAUAAGGAUUCAGAAUCAGACAACAGCAAUAUUUCAUCAAUCUUUGUUGAGAAUAUAGAAGCAUUAAAUAAUUUCAACAAGGAGGAAUUCCUUGAGUAUAAGCCUUUUGAAAGACUUCUAAAUAAUUUAAAUGAAUGA
Paramecium pentaurelia is the source of this 649-nucleotide messenger RNA. The record is from the annotation of a GenBank genome assembly. NCBI's taxonomy places the organism in Eukaryota, Ciliophora, Oligohymenophorea, Peniculida, Parameciidae.